Messenger RNA from Echinops telfairi (small Madagascar hedgehog), 1744 nucleotides. RefSeq names its product Myb/SANT DNA binding domain containing 3 (gene MSANTD3). The coding region runs from base 203 to 1030 and encodes 275 amino acids. NCBI's taxonomy places the organism in Eukaryota, Metazoa, Chordata, Mammalia, Afrosoricida, Tenrecidae. The transcript is spliced from 3 exons. The record is from RefSeq and is a predicted model, not a curated record.
GACCUACCGAUUUGGGGAUUCAUGUGGCUUCCAGCGUUCUCAGCCCCGUGAGUCAACAGCCUGUGGACCGACCGGCUAUUUAUGGAUUCCUCAGUCCCUGCAAGCACAGGAGUCAGGAGAAGCCCCCAGCUCACCACGGAUUCGGAACUUGGCAGCCUUCAACCACAGCGAUCGCUAACGGCCAGGAGAAACACAGUGGAAAAUGCAAAACAACGAAAUCAUAAAACCUGCCAAAUACUUCUCAGAAUUGGAGAAGAGCAUCCUGCUUGCGCUCGUGGAGAAGUACAAAUAUGUGCUUGAAUGUAAGAAGAGUGAUGCGCGAACUAUUGCCCUCAAGCAGCGCACCUGGCAAGCCCUGGCCCACGAGUACAACUCUCAGCCCAGCGUCUCGCUGCGGGAUUUCAAGCAGCUGAAGAAGUGCUGGGAGAACAUCAAGGCGCGGACCAAAAAAAUAAUGGCCCAUGAACGGCGGGAGAAGGUGAAGCGGAGCGUCAGCCCCCUGCUGAGCACCCACGUCCUGGGCAAGGAGAAGAUCGCCAGCAUGCUGCCCGAGCAGCUCUACUUCCUGCAGAGCGCCCCGGAGGAGGAGCCCGAGUACCAGCCCGAGCCCGCCGCCCAAGAGUCAUUUGCUGUUUCAAAUAGAGAACUGUGCGAGGAUGACAAAGAGUUCAUACACUUCCCAGCCUGUGAGGGGACCGCCCCACCCGAACCCUCGUGCUCAGCUGUCCGAAUAACAGCCAAUAAAAACUACCGGAGCAAAGCCUCUCAGGAAGGUGCUUUAAAAAAGAUGCACGAGGAAGAGCACCAUCAACAAAUGUCCAUCUUACAGCUGCAGCUGAUCCAAAUGAACGAGGUGCACGUGGCCAAAAUCCAGCAGAUCGAGCGCGAGUGCGAGAUGGCCGAGGAGGAGCACAGGAUAAAGAUGGAGGUGCUCAAUAAGAAGAAGAUGUACUGGGAGCGGAAGCUGCAGACUUUCACCAAGGAGUGGCCCGUGUCCUCGUUUAACCGGCCCUUUCCCAACUCACCCUGAGGCUGCGGGUGAACCCGUUGCAGUGACACGCUAGUAAUUCACGUGUGUUGGCACAGAAAGGCUGGGACACACACGUGGUCAGUUACCUGUCAGAACACAGCUACGACUAGGAAACUUCGCGCGGUUAGUAGUCACAUAUUUAAAAAGACAUUCAGGUAACCAGCUGCGCCCUGUCUGCCCCUUUCAGCGGCAGAGAAGCUGUUCUAGUCUUCUACAGUUUUCACUCUGAGUGCUUUCAUUCUAAAUGUAAUGUCUCCUGCAUUAGAAGUCCGACGAGAACUACGUCUGAGUGGUGUAUGAUGAUGGUUAUUUUUUAAAUCGAAUGGAAGUGUGACUCUGAAGAAGUGUGGCUGAUUUUCUUUCUUUUUUUUUAAACAACCAAACGUUUCUAUCUAAAUGAGUUCCAGCCCACUGGACACUGGACGUGGCAGCCCCAGGAGGCCACCCCACCCUCCAGUGGCCAUGCUGUGGCACCCAACUCUCUCUUCUUUAGAGAGAGCCUCCGCGCAAACGGUGGUCCUGUUCGUUCUGUUUCCUCUCUGUCCGUUGUUCUCGUUCCCGGUAUAUUUUAUGCCUGCCCAAGAUUUGGGAGUGUAUUUCCCAGUGGGGCCUAUCAACUGCCUGGAUUAAAGGCCUUUCUUUCCCCCAAAGAGGAGUUCCACCUCACGUGGCCAGCAACCGUGGCCUUGUUGGAACUAACAGUGUUACCGAUUU